AGAGAGAGAGAGAUGAGGAGAUGUUGAGAGAAAGACGAACGGAGGGACCAAGAGGGAGUUGGGUCUGGGCAGCUGAUGGCCGUGACGCCAUCGCGUCACUACUCCGGCCACCGUACGUGACUCCGACCCCAACGUCAUGCCUUCCAUGCUUCUCUCUAACAUGGGGGAAUGGCAGUCAUCAGUCAUGCUUCCCGAAGUCUCGUCUGAGUGAUUCAGGCUACCAACAACAUUAGGGGAUUUUCGCUGGUACCAACAAUCAUGGGAGCAACACAGCUUACUACCUUUGUACAUAAUCAGUUUUCCCGCUCAAACUUUCUAUUUUUUAACUUUCAUUACUCAUGCUUCUCCACCGUGAUUCUAUCAAAACCCAAUCUCCGCUCCGAUGCGAGGAGAAAAGCCAGCAAAUUUCUCGUUUACUGCAACACCCAGAUCACGAAAUACGGAAAAAAUGGUGAUAUCAAAGCGGCUGAGUCCGUCUUCGACCGCAUGCCCCACAAGAAUACCAUCUCUUGGACUGCCAUGCUCACAGCAUAUGCAGAAAAUGGCAAAACCGUUAAAGCUCGGAAUAUGUUCGACCAAAUGCCCGAACGAAGCACAGCUUCAUAUAAUGCCAUGAUCACUGCGUAUAUUCGGAACAAUUGUAGGGUAGAAGAAGCUUUUGAGCUGUUUUCUGAGAUGCCCGAGCGUAAUGCUAUCUCUUAUGCGGCCAUGAUCACAGGUAUUGCACGGGCAGGGAUGCUUGACAAGGCCGAGAAGCUCUAUUCUGAUAUGCCUGUGAAGUGGCGGGACCCCGUUUGUUCGAAUGCCUUGAUAAAUGGGCUUUUGAAGGUGGGAAGGUUGGAAGAGGCGGGUUGGGUUUUUGAGGGUAUGGUGGAAAGAGACGUGGUUUCUUGGAGCUCUAUGGUUGAUGGGUACUGCAAAGAGCAACGGAUAGUUGAUGCCAGAAAUUUGUUUGAUAUCAUGCCCGAGAGAAAUGUAGUUACUUGGACGGCAAUGAUUGAUGGGUAUAUGAAGAUAGAGAGUUUCAAAGAAGGGUUUGAAUUGUUUUUAGGCAUGCGAAGGGAAGGAAUAGUGAAGGUAAAUUCUACUACCUUGACUGUGCUCUUUGAGGCUUGUGGCACUUUCGGUAGGUGUGGAGAAGGGAUUCAAGUGCAUGGAUUGGUUUCACACAUGGGAUUUGACUUUGAUGUCUUCCUAGGAAAUUCUAUCAUGACCAUGUACUGUAGAUUUGGUUGUAUGGAUGUAGCUACCAAGAUAUUUCAUCAGAUGAGUAGGAAAGAUGUAGUUUCUUGGAAUUCAUUGAUUGCAGGUUACGUCCAAUGUGGCUCAAUUGAAGAAGCCUUUAGGCUAUUCGAGAGGAUGCCUGGAAAAGAUGUAGUUUCAUGGACAACCAUGAUUACAGGAUUCUCUAGCAGAGGGAUAACCGAAAAAUGCGUCCAGUUGUUUAAAUUGAUGCCUGAGAAAGAUGAUAUUUCUUGGACUGCUGUCAUUUCAGGGUUUGUGAAUAAUGGAGAGUAUGAGGAGGCCUUCCGUUGGUUUAUUGAGAUGCUUCAGAAAGCAGUCAGACCAAACCCUCUUACUUUGAGCAGUGUGCUUAGUGCUUCAGCCAGUUUAGCAACACUUAACCAAGGGCUGCAAAUCCAUGCUCAUGUAUUAAAGAUGGUUAUGGAAUUUGAUUUGUCCGUUCAAAACUCUUUGGUCUCGAUGUACUCAAAAUGUGGAAAUAUGGAUGAUGCUUACCGAAUCUUCACAAAUAUCAUUGCACCCAAUAUUGUUUCUUUUAACUCGAUGAUUACUGGAUAUGCACAAAAUGGGUUUGGGGAAGAAGCACUCCGAUUAUUUCGGAAAAUGCAGAAUGAAGGCCGGGAAACAAAUCAAAUCACAUUUCUUGGUGUUCUUUCAGCCUGCACCCACGUGGGAUUUGUAGAAGAAGGAUGGAACUAUUUUAUGUCAAUGAAUUCACAAUAUAAUAUUGAACCAGGGCCUGAUCACUAUGCAUGCAUGGUUGAUCUCUUUGGCCGAGCUGGAUUGCUAGACAAAGCAGUUGAUUUGAUCCAAUCAAUGCCUUUUGAGCCACAUUCUGGAGUUUGGGGAGCUCUUCUUGGUGCAAGCAGGACCCAUAUGCGUAUUGAUAUUGCAAAGCUCGCGGCUGAACACCUUAUCAAAUUGGAGCCUGAUAAUGCAACCCCUUAUGUGGUCUUAUCGAACUUAUAUUCUGUAACAGGGAAAAGGAAGGAUGGGAAUGAAGUCAGAAUGACCAAGAAAUCAAAAGGGAUCAGGAAGAAUCCAGGUUGCAGUUGGAUUAUAGUGAAUGACAAGGUUCAUUUGUUUCAUGCAGGAGAUGAAUACCAUAUGGACUUGGAAAGGAUUAAGGUUACACUUUGGACCAUUGCAGUGGAAAUGAAACAGUUGGAUUACAAUAGAUAUUGAUCUGUUUCCUUUCUUUAAAAUGACCUAUGUCACUGGAGGACUGCGGGUCAUCACCAUUAGUAUUUCUUGUACAUAUCUUGGUUGUCUUCUGUGUCUUAUGUUUGAUUAUUUAAGGCUAGUAAUGAGGCUUUAUUUGGGAGGACAACAGAGAUUCUUAGGUUGCUUUUCCUCCUCUUACUUUCGCUGGAGGCUUGAGGAAUUAAGUAAACAAUUACAAGAAAAGGCAUCACUCUUUCAAUGGGUAAUGAUGAUUUAAUAUGCAGCUUACAUCAAAUUUGUUUUUUGUUUUUUUAUUUCUCUUUGGAAACUUGCAUGGGGCUGAAAGUUUUGAAGAAGACAUCUGAGUUUUUUAGCUGAUGGGUACCAGCCAGCAACCGUGCUGUUAUAGUGGGACUCUUAAGGGUAGAUGGUUGCAUUUUCCUGUCGGAAAUAUGCUUCAAGCUCCACUCCUGCUUUUGUUGCAAAUAGUUCAUACACUGUA
Molecule: messenger RNA, 2911 nt
Organism: Corylus avellana
Lineage: Eukaryota; Viridiplantae; Streptophyta; Magnoliopsida; Fagales; Betulaceae
Product: Tetratricopeptide repeat (TPR)-like superfamily protein
Biological process (GO): RNA modification
Molecular function (GO): protein binding; RNA binding
Source: RefSeq, a predicted model, not a curated record